AGACGGGUAUACAGAACAACAACACACGUACCGCAGGAAUUAGGACAGAUAAUGGAUUCAGAAACAUUUGAAAAAUCUCGCCUGUAUCAGCUGGAUAAAAGCACUUUCAGCUUUUGGUCAGGCCUGUAUUCGGAAGUUGAGGGCACUAUGAUUCUCCUUUGUGGAGGAAUUCCUUUCCUCUGGAAUCUGUCUGGUAAGAUCUCUGGUCGUGCUGGGUUUGGAUCAGAAUAUGAGAUUGUUCAGUCAUUGGUAUUUCUGCUGCUUGCAACACUCUUCAGUGCAGUGACCGGUCUCCCAUGGAGUUUAUAUAACACAUUUGUCAUAGAAGAGAAACACGGCUUCAAUCAACAGACACUGGGAUUUUUUUUUAAGGAUGCUAUCAAGAAGUUUAUCGUGACUCAGUGUAUUCUGUUGCCAGUGACAUCCCUUCUGCUUUACAUUAUUAAAAUAGGGGGAGACUACUUCUUCAUCUAUGCCUGGCUCUUCACAUUAGUUGUUUCCUUGGUGCUUGUUACAAUCUAUGCAGACUACAUUGCACCUCUGUUUGAUAAAUUCAUUCCGCUUCCUGAGGGAGAGCUCAAGCAACAAAUUGAAUCAAUGGCAAAGAGUAUUGAUUUCCCAUUGACUAAGGUGUAUGUUGUUGAAGGUUCUAAGCGUUCUUCUCAUAGCAAUGCUUAUUUCUACGGCUUUUUCAAAAAUAAGCGGAUAGUACUCUUCGACACCCUCUUGGAAGAUUAUUCUGCAUUGAACAAAGAGCCAGCAGAAGAAGAUGGUGAGAAUGAAGAGACAAAGUCUAAAACCAAAAAUAAGAAACAAGGAUGUAAAAACGAAGAAGUUCUGGCUGUACUUGGUCAUGAAUUGGGUCACUGGAAACUAGGUCACACUAUCAAAAAUAUUAUCAUCAGCCAGAUGAAUUCCUUCCUCUGCUUCUUCUUGUUUGCUGUGUUAAUUGGUCGAAAAGAACUCUUUGCUGCAUUUGGUUUCUAUGACACCCAGCCUACCCUGAUAGGCUUGAUGAUUAUUUUCCAGUUCAUUUUUUCACCUUACAAUGAGGUUCUCUCAUUUUGUUUGACUGUUUUAAGCCGACGAUUUGAGUUUCAAGCAGAUGCAUUUGCCAAGGAACUGGGGAAGGCCAAAGACCUAUAUUCUGCUUUGAUCAAGCUGAACAAAGAUAAUUUAGGAUUCCCUGUUUCUGACUGGAUAUUUUCAAUGUGGCAUUACUCCCAUCCACCCCUUUUAGAAAGACUUCAGGCCUUGAAAGAUGCAAAGCAAGAGUGA
Molecule: messenger RNA, 1278 nt
Organism: Mesitornis unicolor (brown roatelo)
Lineage: Eukaryota; Metazoa; Chordata; Aves; Mesitornithiformes; Mesitornithidae
Gene: ZMPSTE24
Product: zinc metallopeptidase STE24
Exons: 9
Biological process (GO): CAAX-box protein processing
Cellular component (GO): endoplasmic reticulum membrane
Molecular function (GO): metalloendopeptidase activity
Source: RefSeq, a predicted model, not a curated record